Messenger RNA from Chionomys nivalis (European snow vole), 1835 nucleotides. It is a transcript of the gene Dcx, whose product is annotated as doublecortin. NCBI's taxonomy places the organism in Eukaryota, Metazoa, Chordata, Mammalia, Rodentia, Cricetidae. Gene Ontology annotation, cellular component: axoneme; neuron projection. Gene Ontology annotation, biological process: photoreceptor cell development; axoneme assembly; intracellular signal transduction. The record is from RefSeq and is a predicted model, not a curated record. Gene Ontology annotation, molecular function: microtubule binding. The transcript is spliced from 6 exons. Bases 16 to 1098 code for a protein of 360 amino acids.
UAGUUCCAUCAAAAUAUGGAACUUGAUUUUGGACAUUUUGACGAAAGAGACAAAGCGUCUAGGAAUAUGAGAGGGACACGGAUGAAUGGGCUCCCCAGUCCCACUCACAGUGCCCACUGUAGCUUCUACAGAACCAGAACCUUGCAGGCACUAAGUAAUGAGAAGAAGGCCAAGAAGGUACGUUUCUACCGCAAUGGGGACCGCUACUUCAAGGGGAUUGUGUAUGCUGUUUCUUCUGACCGUUUCCGUAGUUUUGACGCGUUGCUGGCUGACCUGACUCGAUCCUUGUCCGACAACAUCAACCUGCCUCAGGGAGUGCGCUAUAUUUACACCAUCGAUGGGUCCAGGAAGAUCGGAAGCAUGGAUGAACUGGAAGAAGGGGAAAGCUAUGUCUGUUCCUCAGACAACUUCUUUAAAAAGGUUGAGUACACCAAGAAUGUCAAUCCCAACUGGUCUGUCAACGUAAAAACAUCUGCCAACAUGAAAGCUCCCCAGUCCUUGGCUAGCAGCAACAGUGCUCAGGCCAGAGAGAACAAGGACUUUGUGCGCCCCAAGCUUGUGACCAUCAUCCGCAGCGGGGUGAAGCCUCGGAAGGCAGUGCGGGUGCUUCUCAACAAGAAAACAGCCCACUCUUUUGAGCAGGUCCUCACUGACAUCACAGAGGCGAUCAAACUGGAAACUGGCGUUGUCAAGAAACUCUAUACCCUUGAUGGAAAGCAGGUCACCUGUCUCCAUGAUUUCUUUGGAGAUGAUGAUGUAUUCAUUGCUUGUGGUCCCGAAAAGUUCCGCUAUGCUCAAGACGAUUUUUCUUUGGAUGAAAAUGAAUGCAGAGUUAUGAAAGGGAAUCCAUCUGCCACAACUGGCCCAAAAGCUUCCCCAACACCUCAAAAGACAUCAGCUAAGAGUCCAGGCCCAAUGCGUCGCAGCAAGUCUCCUGCUGACUCAGCAAAUGGUACUUCCAGCAGUCAGCUGUCAACGCCUAAAUCGAAGCAGUCUCCGAUCUCUACACCUACAAGUCCGGGAAGUCUUCGGAAGCACAAGGACUUGUACCUCCCGCUGUCACUGGAUGACUCCGAUUCACUGGGCGAUUCCAUGUGAAACCUAUCAUUACAGCAGAACACAUUCGCUCAAGUGACCAACAAGGCUAUUGGUGCUUAAACAUUUUUGUUAUUGUUGUUGUUGUUUUUUUUUCAAAAACACUCUGUAGUACGUAGGGUUUAUUUCCUUGUUGACUUCUCCUCUGGGCCACUAAUUCACAAUUACCAAUUAUGAGAGAUAGAUUGAUAAGCAUCCUUUUGAGUGACUUUCCAGAACUGCAAAAUGUGCUAGUUCAUGACCUUUCUACUGAAUGCUUAGGGGCCUUUGUAUUUUCCCCACUCAAUUUGUUCAGACACUAGUCUUUCUUAUGUGGAAGACUGUUUACAUACAUAUCACUUAAAAUGUUUGUGUGUGGGGGAAACAUUCAUAUGCAGAUCUAAAAAUGGAAAACCUAAGUGUCCCUUGCUUCUGUAUCUUCAGAAUGCUGGAGUAUCUCAGGAGCCUGGCAAGUCAGAUCCUUGGCCUCACUCUUUGCUCUUAACUGAGCCCCCAGUGUAUUGUCUAGCACGAAUCCUGUCCGUCAAGGAGGAGAAACACCAGCUACUUAUAAUGUGACACCAUGUGCUUAGGACUAUAGUAUAGGGUGGUAGCUGAAAGAGAUGAGGUAGAAUUGGGUGAAAAACUGCCCAGAUUUCAGUAGUAGGAUUUAUAAAGCACAGUAGAUUCCUGGUCAACCCCUCUGUUGGGGAAAUUUGGAAUCAAUAAGCAAUUGUUCAGUUUGAGUAAGUGAUGUCACA